Trifolium pratense (red clover) is the source of this 1364-nucleotide messenger RNA. RefSeq names its product metalloendoproteinase 1-like. The record is from RefSeq and is a predicted model, not a curated record. Lineage: Eukaryota; Viridiplantae; Streptophyta; Magnoliopsida; Fabales; Fabaceae. Gene Ontology annotation, biological process: collagen catabolic process; extracellular matrix organization; proteolysis. The transcript has a single exon. Gene Ontology annotation, molecular function: zinc ion binding; metalloendopeptidase activity. Bases 32 to 1087 code for a protein of 351 amino acids. Gene Ontology annotation, cellular component: extracellular matrix.
ACAUAUUUAGCACAUUAUAAUACUACUAAAUAUGAGGUCGAGUGCAAAGAGAAACUAUGCAUUCCUUCUCAUAUUUACUUUCUUACUCACACAUGCCUCAGCAAGCAUUUAUAUUACACCAUUCGAAUACUUAACAAAACAAUAUCCAAAGAUUUAUGAAGGAAUAAAAGCACACAGUUUGGCUUCAAAAAUCUGGAAAACAGUUAAGUCGAUAUUCAGCAACGAUCAAAAGGCCGGAGAUACAAUCAAAGGUUUAUCAUACGUGAAAGAAAAUUUACAAAUCCUCGGCUACUUUAACAACACCUUGAUCAAUAUCGAUGAUACGGUCACAAGCUAUUUCCAAACCGUUUUGAAGGAUUAUCAGAAAAAUUUCAAUCUUAAAAUUACGGGACAAUUUGAUGAUAAAACAUAUAAAAAACUAUCAUCGUCUCGUUGUUUUGUUCCAGACAUCAUCAAUGGCACAAACACCAUGCAAGAUACGACAACGUCGUUUAAACCAUGGUGGAGUGCAGAUAAGAAAGAAUUAACAUAUGCUUUUAAUCCUGAAAACAACGUAACAAACGCGGUCAAGUCAUUGGUAAAAAGCGUCUUCGAAAACUGGUCAAUAACGACACUGAAAUUCAAAGAAGCAAAGACGUAUAAUGAUUCAGAUAUCAAUAUAGUGUUUGUUACGAUUGAUGGAAAAGGUGGAUUUGUGGGAGGUGCAGAUAGUAAUUAUAGUUCACAUAUUGGAACUAUAUAUUUGGAUUCCGACGAACAAUGGAUAUUGUCAAGUGACAAUUUUAAUGAUGGUGACGAAGAUUUGGAAUCGGUUGUGAUGCAUCAAGUCGGUCAUGUUUUAGGGUUGGAACAUUCUUCUGUGGAGGAAGCGAUUAUGUAUCCGAUUGUGUUACAAGAGAAGAAAAUAAAAUUAGUAAAUGAUGAUGAUUUGCAGAAGAUUAGUGAAAUAUAUAAGGUGAAGGUAAAUUAUGGUUCACCCUCUUCUCAAAGUAAUAAUGGAGGUGAUGUUGCAUGUUGUGGAUGGAGGGGUCACAUAAUUUAUGGUUUGGUUAGUGGAUUUAUUUAUGUGAUUUUAGGUAUUCUCUGAAAUGAAUAAGUCAACCAUGUCCAUGUGGAAUAUGCAUCAUGUUUUAUUUGUUUGUUUGUUUGUUGUUUAUUUUGACUUGUGUGAGUGUGACUAUGUUUAUAGGUGUGAUUUUAGUUUGGGGGAAAGAAAAUAUUGUACUAUAGUACUAAAGCAUAUUGAAGAAAUAAAUAGUACAUGUGAAAAUAUAUAUUGGAUUUGAAUAAUCUAAAUUAUGUAAAAUAUAUAGUGUGUGUAUAUUGUCGACAAAGAAUAUUGAUCAUAGACCUAUAAGAAAGAA